AUGGACGACCGCCACACCAACCCCCCCCUCCGCGGCGGCUCCUUCGCCGACACCUCCGGCUACGCCCCCAGCCUCCCCCGCGGCACCCGCACCCGCACCCGACACAAACGGCGAGACGACGCUGAACAGCACCAAGCCCACAACCGCAACGAACAAGCCCCCACCCGCAACCGCACCACCACCACUAACACCACCACCACCGCAUCCCGAGCCCAAGUCCAACAACCCCAACCCCAACCCCAAGCAUCCUCAUCCUCAUCCCGAGCCCGCUCCCGCUCCCGCUCUCGCUCCCGCGCUAGAGCUAGGGACCCAACGUCCAACCCAGACUCGGCCCUCAACUCAGACCCGUACGCGACCCCGCCGCCGAAUGGCGCGUAUGAAGCGGUGCCCAAGGAUAGGUGGUAUAAUCGCCGGGCGCGGGUGCUAGGGAUUCCGGGAGAGAGGGUGAGGGAGUUUGCGGAGGGGUAUUUUGGGUUGGGGGAUAUGCCUGCUGCGAGGGGUGCUGCCCCCGGCUCGGGGCUUUGGGGCGACUGGGAGGAGCAGGGCCUGGUGUGGCUGGAGGGAGGGUUCUCGGAGCAGUUUCUUUGGUUUGUUGGGCAGGUGGCCAUGCAGGAUAACAACGCGGGUGGGUGGGAUGCGUUGUUGACGAAGAGGGCGCAUCGCGAGUGUCUUGUUACGGGUGUCAUCGGGAAGGUGCUGGAGAUGGCCGUCUUCGAUGACUUGCUGUUCGGGGCGGAUAAGACCCAGAAGAGCAUGCUCGAGGCCCAGGACGAGUGUACCCUUGAGUUUGAAGGUUACCACCGUACCGCCCUUCGAUCCCAGUGCAUCCGCGCCCUCCUGGUCAACGACAUCCUGACACCGGAUUUCUGGCCCUGCGUUGACCAACUUACGCUCCAAAUCACGUCUCUGCUUCUGCCCCUGCUCGGCAUCGUGGACAAGCACUUCCCGGCCAGCCGAACCAACUCGCUACGCAACUUCUACCAGGACCUGCACGCAAUUGUCGCCAGCGCCGGAUACCUGUCCAUCGGAAUCCGUUGGUCCGCCAAUAUUUUCCGUUUCUCGCUGCCCUAUCCCGGGGAGGUGUGGGAUAUCGACCAGGAACAUGUCGAUGACACCAUCUACAAUGCUUCCGAGGCUGCGAACAUCCGGGCUGAUUUGGCCGCCGGGGAGAAGUGGGAGGCUGAGCGCCGCCGGCGGUUGGAUAGAGAGAGGGAGAGAGAAGCGCGAAACGGCAACCGAACCCUUCUGAGUUAUGGAGAGGCCCUGCUCGCCUCAGCGCGUGACCAACUCAGCGCAGCCCGCAGGCGCAUAGGGGGCCGAGAGAACGACGGCGACUCGAACAACAACGACCACACCGGCAAUGCUUGGCAUCCACCGUCCCGCAUGGGCAAAGUCCAAAUCGUACUCUGGCCCAUGUUGCAACGCUUUGAGACGGUCGGCGAGAUCGACCCCGAGGUCGGAGCCGCAGACGGGGAAAAGGUCACCACUGUCCACAAGGCCCAAGUGGUCUACUACUACGGCCAAGUUGACGAGGCCGGCGGGGACAGCGACCACUACCCGAGCCUGGACGACUGGAUGCGCGAGACCAGGAGGGAGCGCAGGCUGAGCUGGCUCCUCGAGCUGCAGUGGGCUAUUUAUCCCUUUAUGGUAUGGUACCUGCUUGGUUUCCUGGCACGGUACAGCCCGAUGGUCGCCGAUAUCCGGCAAAUGGUCCGUCGUGGGUCAGUUGAGGUCUUCUUGUACGCCGCCCAGGGAGUGACCCUUUUCGUGAUGGAGGCCCUGGUCAUCUUCGUUGCGGUUGUUAUUGGUGUUAGCAAGGUUGCGGUAUUCGGGCUCUAUCUUGCUAUGGACACACUGGCUGCUCUAUUGGGGCCGGGCCUGGGUUAUCUUUGGGGCGCUCUCGGUGGUGUUGUUGGGAACGGAGAUGGCUGGGGUGGGUGGUACAGCCCCCAGCUGGCUUACCCAGAUUUGAGCUGGGAGUCGAUGAAGGAUAUGGCUCGGGUAUUCACUGAGCGGUUCACCUUGUGGGACCUCGGGGGCGCGGGACGCCCCGAGGCAGUCAUUUCAGGAGCCAAUCAGGAGAGGCUGGAAGGUGCUCAGUGUGAUCAGGGAAACGGGGAACAACGGGAAACUGAGCACACUGAGCACUCAGGAAUUAGCUAG
This is a messenger RNA of Chaetomium globosum CBS 148.51, 2163 nucleotides long. RefSeq lists its product as uncharacterized. The coding region runs from base 1 to 2163 and encodes 720 amino acids. NCBI's taxonomy places the organism in Eukaryota, Fungi, Ascomycota, Sordariomycetes, Sordariales, Chaetomiaceae. The transcript is spliced from 4 exons. The record is from RefSeq and is a predicted model, not a curated record.